Carassius auratus (goldfish) is the source of this 1436-nucleotide messenger RNA. RefSeq names its product methyltransferase-like 26 B. The record is from RefSeq and is a predicted model, not a curated record. The transcript is spliced from 7 exons. Lineage: Eukaryota; Metazoa; Chordata; Actinopteri; Cypriniformes; Cyprinidae. The coding region runs from base 778 to 1398 and encodes 206 amino acids.
AUGGAAUUGUCUUAAUUUAAAGAUAGAUCAUCUCAGAAAAGUAAAUAAAAAUAAAUAGUAUAGCACCUACACAUGGGUUUAUUAAUGCAAGUCUCUAAACUGAGACACAUUAAAUAAAUAAUAUAAAACGUCUCUAAAACAAAUCCUAGAAAUUACUUAUUAAUAAUAUAACUACAGGGUAACGCAGGUUAACCUUCUAGAUACGGUGUUGUGCACAAUUCUGGGGUGUUAGGAUUAAGCAAUCAGAUGGCGAUUUGAACGAGGGGGUAAUAAUUUGGCAUGGGGUCAAAAUUGGGCGCAACAACGGUUGUCUGUUGAAAAAUGUUAUAUUUCAUAAAAACUAUUAAUUACCAUACAGCACUGUUUGUUUUGAUGUUUUUAUGCCUAUGUUGCACUCGUUAAUUCCUUGAAACGGAUGCAAGAAUGAAGUCCCUAGAUUUUUCUUCAGCUUUUUACAAGCCUUGUAAACAGUGAAACUUAAAUGAUCCAUCCAUCCAUCCAUCCAUCUAUCUAUCUAUCUCAGAGUCAUAGUGCUGUAUCAUAAGGAAUAACAAUAAUCAAAUAAUAUAAAACACUAUGCCACUUCAUAAAAUUUCCAAGAUAACGGUCAUUUGCAUGCCCUGUUUCUUUGUAAAUAUAGUUAUGUAGACCCAAAAAUGAUAGGGUUAUGCAGAACUUGAAGGGGAGGAGCAGACAGAAGCCUCUUAUCCAGGUAAUCUCCGGAUCCAUCUGCUGGUUCAUCAGCCAUCACUGAGCACCGAACAACAGGGCAGCAGCAUGAUGCUGCUCUCUCCUGCAGCUGAGCGCAGUCAGGACGGUCUGCUGUCGGUUCUCGGGGAGCUACUGGAGGCUCAGUCUCACUGUGAGCUGUUUGGUCUUGAGUUGGGAUCAGGCACAGGGCAGCAUGUGGUGCACUUCGCUCAAGAAAUGCCCUUUGUCACGUGGCAGCCAUCAGACAUCAAGGAGGAGGCACGAAACAGUAUCAGAGCUUAUAUAGGGGCCACUAAAGCAAAAACAGUGCUGGAGCCGGUGUAUCUGGAUGCCAGUCAACCCUGGGAGAAAUGGGCAGGACUUCCACAAAGCUCCUGCGACAUUAUUAUAGCAAUCAACCUGCUUCAGUACAGCCCCUUCAGCACUGCAGAGGGUGUGUUUAAAGGAUCUGGGCAGAUACUGAAACAGAACGGCCUGUUAAUGACUUACGGACCGUAUGCUAUCAAUGGAACCAUCACCCCAAUCUGCAACGAACAGCUGGACCAGACAUUACGCCAGAUGAAUCCGGACUGGGGUCUUCCAGACGUCGAUGUGCUCAGACAGCUGGCGUUCAGUAACGGAAUGAGAAUGGAACGAAUGAUCGAGAUGCCUGAGAGUAACAAAUGCCUUGUCUUCAGAAAACUGUAGGAAAUCUGUCCCUUCAGAGAACAUGGAUCCGGUCUCCA